Prorocentrum cordatum is the source of this 945-nucleotide messenger RNA. Lineage: Eukaryota; Dinophyceae; Prorocentrales; Prorocentraceae. The record is from the annotation of a GenBank genome assembly.
AUGGGAAAAUAUGGGAAGUGGGGGGGAAGACAGAAACCCAGAAAAUAUAGGAACAUAUGGGGAACCUUUUUAUUGGUGUGUAUCUAUUGGUGUGUGUCCUGGGGCCCCGUCACUCUUGGGGGGCCACCCGGAGAGGAGUUCUUCUUCUCGGACGGCGGCAUCUUCUCCGACCGCGCGCUGACGAGCCACCAGGGCUGCCCCACGGAGCCCCUGGUGGACCUCGGCGCCUCGGCGCGCACGGGCUACCAGCUGCUGUGCGCGAUGCAGCCCCACUUCGCGGAAGGCAGCUACGACCUGCUGCGCAAGAACUGCAACUCGUUCUCGGACUGCGCCAUCCACUUUCUGCUCGGGAGGCGCCUGGACCGUCGCUACACCGCGCUCGAGCGCAUCGGCGUGCGGGCGGGCCCAGACAUGAUCGAGAAGGUCUUGAAGGGCAUGUACCGGCCGAACGAGAACGCGGAUGGCUUCUCGUUGCCAGGCGUGAUCUCGGCCGUGGAGAAGGUGAACAUCGCCGACCUGGGCUUCCAGCACGGAGGGAAGCCUUCGCUGGUAGCGGGCGCCGGCGUCACGCUGGUGGGCCUGACGAGCGCCCGCCACCUCAACGGCAUGGGAGCGACCAUCGUGCGCUUCAACCCCGUGAACAGCCGCUGGCUGGCUCGGCUGCACACCUCCGGGGAGGUCAAGGCCUUCCGCUCGGAGAACCUGCGGCCCGCGGGGGAGCUGGUGCUGGAGGUGGGCGACCUCGCCCGGAUACGCGGGCUCGCCUCGGAGCUGGGCAGGGCGCUCAAUGGCCGCGAGGGCGAGGUGCUCCGGUACGUCCACGAGUCCUCCAGGUACCGCCUCCAGGUGGGCGACGAGGUCCGCGACCUGCUCGCGGAGAACCUCGAGCCCCUGCGCCUCGGCAGCGACGCCAACUCGCUGCCCUCGCAGGACAUGCUGCUGUGA